AUGGAGGGCCUUACGAGAAGACAGAAGUUACUACAAGUUCGAAUAGAUUUGAAGGAUAAAGAAGCAGAAGGCACAUGGGACGCAUGGGAUAUGAAAAGCAAACGGGAGGAAACAGAUGAAGCCCUCAAAGCCUGGAAGCUCCAACAAGAGGAAGAUGUUGAUAAAGGCGAAGUAUCAGAUAGGAACCGGGAACAAGCUGAGGCCGUCAAUGGAAAAUGGGCUUAUCGUAGAAAAGAAAGCGACAAGUUCAAUAGACUCGCGAAAAAAUGGACACGAAGCUGGAGAGGUAGAAAGGGGCGAUAG
Molecule: messenger RNA, 303 nt
Organism: Sclerotinia sclerotiorum 1980 UF-70
Lineage: Eukaryota; Fungi; Ascomycota; Leotiomycetes; Helotiales; Sclerotiniaceae
Exons: 1
Coding region: 1-303 (100 amino acids)
Source: RefSeq, a predicted model, not a curated record